Porites lobata is the source of this 6026-nucleotide messenger RNA. The record is from the annotation of a GenBank genome assembly. Lineage: Eukaryota; Metazoa; Cnidaria; Anthozoa; Scleractinia; Poritidae.
CUUUGUCGCCAGACUGUUUUCCUCUUUUUGUUUACUGUGGAAGUAUACACUCGCUCACGGAGUUUUAGUUAUAUAGAUGACGACGGUUCUGGGUGCACUAAUAAUAAGGACCGUUAUAUGAGAAUUAACAUGGCCAAGUGUGAAAAUAAAAACUCUCGAAGGGAAUGCUCAGCGAUGGCGAAUGGCGACACGAGAAGCAAUCGAAACACACGUAAGUUGGCGGGUAUCUUGAUGUGUUCUACUGCUCUCAGUCACUUUCCAUCUCAAAAUUAUUUAAUAACGGAAAAAAUUUACAAGCAGAAAAAUUUAUAUUUUAUUACUAACGGACGAUCAAUUCGUGCCGAAAAGAGACGGAUUCAAGAACAGGCAAGUUGGCGAGUUUCAUCAGAAGUGAUAUCGAUUCGACUGCCGUCAGUCACUUUCCAUCUCGAAAUCGUUUUAAGAUGGAAAAAAUUUCUACAAGCCGAAAAUUUAGCCGUAUUUUAUUACCAAAGGCAAUCGCACGACUGCGGGGACCAUGUGGUUUGGCUAAUUUCUAUAUGUUAUUGGCGAUACAACGUGAUUUUCGAUACACCCCGCUCCCCACCCGCGGAAAAAUCGUUUUCACUCCUCCUAGAAAUAUUUAAUUUUGCAAUGUUAUUCUUCUUUUUACCUAAUUUUGAUUAACUGAAAAUUUGUCUCCUAUUAUUCCCUUUUCUCUCUCUGGUUUGAUCAGAAAUGUGUCACCACUUGACAGAAAAAUAAAAUGUGCGAUUUUCUAAAAGGCAUGUUAUGUUUCUGCAGAUUUUAGGUUGGUGAAAAGGGGAAAAAAGAGUUGCAUCACUUUCAACAACACUUAUUCACUUAUGGUACAAGGAAACAAAGUCAGCUUCGUGGUGAGUGAAAACACUAAAGAAACUCCCUCUGCAGGCUUACAGUUUUGAAACCGAAAAAUCCUUUUCGAAAAUAGACUGUCCGAUUAUCUUAUACCCCAACAGAUUUGAUAAGUAGGUUCAAUUUUGCCGGUGAGUGUCUUUUUAGUUAGUUAUCACAACUUCGACGUCAAAAUGUGGCGAGAGCAAAAACGAUAGCAAAGCCCUGCCGUAGGAACGUGCGUCAGCUUACUAUAAGAUCAUUAGCAUUUUGAUUUCUCUCACGAUUCACAACUAAUCGAUGACACCACACAUGGCAAAAUGAUCUAUGAGUCUGUUAUUUGAGAAAAGUUAGAACGCGGUUUAAAGUCGUUGGCUCUCAAAAGUUGUUCACAGGUACCUUUAAGGAGAGUUCUCGGCGGGAAAAUGUAAUGCCCCGAGAAUCGCCGGGACUUUUUUCGGAAGUACUACCCUUUGCACUACCGCAAUAGAUGCAGUGAAUUUCUUGCUUUCGGAUUGGCUGUAGUGGCAUGGGAUACUUUGAGGUACUGUGUAAAUGGUUAUCGGAUGAAUGCUAUUUGUAUUUUUAGUUAUGCUACUCUAAAUUCUGUAGAGCCUAUUCACUCAUAUGGCCUACGCCUAUGCAAAGUUAUUGGAACAAAAGGACGUUUUUACAUGAAAAGUUUCAACUCCCACGGUAAUGGUUAGGAAAACCAACAAUGCCGCCUUUCUAUUGCUUUUUAAUUUGGGACACUAAUAUGGCGGACGUAUCGUCAUGUAAAAGUGCUCUAUUUAAAACCCAAGAGGCAUUCAAUCGGAUUCGUGGGUAAAAAGUCUUGCUGGAAGAGCAUACCUAAGAAUCCCUUUCUGAUACUUAUGUGUCUAUCGUAAUUGAUAAUAAUCGUCAGUAGUAAUAACUUCAUCAUUGAAUUGUUAAAAAUAGAAGAUAUACCGUCGAUCUUUUGCUUUUUCAGAAUGUCUCCUGCCACAGUAAAGAUAAUGUCAAUAAAGUAGUUUGGUUUAAUUAUGAAGUACAAGAUAUCAAGAGUAAGAAAGCACGUUAUCGUGUGUUUUACUACAAACAAGGUGGAAGUUUCAUGUGUCUUACUCGCGACUGUACUGGAACCUUGAAUGUAACUCGUGUUAACUCCCCAUUAAACCGAAACUGUUCCUUUUCCACUUAUAAUAAUUUAUGAUAAGUUAAUGUGACAGAAAAAAAUGGGUUUUUAUUUAUUGUAUGACGUAAUUCUUUAUCAAUUUAAGGUAAUUUCCCUAUUUUUAAAGUAUUUUUUACUUGUAACGUUAAAGUUGUAUCGCAUUCCAUAGAAAGAAAUGAACUGGAUUUUUAAAGACAUGGUGCUACCGUUAAUAUUUAUUACACUAGUCACUUAUUCUCCGCCACGGUAAUGAAUAAGCAAGUGAAAAAUGAGAGGAUCUUGACCGCUGGCCGUCUGUUUGCAGUUCCAUGGAGCCGAUAUGCAUAAUUAUACCAAUGCAGCCAACACGACAUGUUAACAUCGAACAGUAUCGAGUGAUUGCCAAAGCUAAUAGUCAAUUAAUCAAAGGGCACGAUACUGGGGGGAAUUGGGUUAAUUUUUGCUGGGUGUGUGCCGCUGGCCUCUCAGAGCCCCUACCCCAUUAUAGUAGUUCAUUCUGUGGCCAAUAAUACAGACCUCAUCUUAGUCACUUUUGGGCAAAUAUGUAAUUUUCGCGAUCCCAACUAACUAGUCACUUUCUGUUUUUUAUGGAUUGACCCAUGUUUUAGAUUGAAUAAAGAACGCUUUACUUUUCUCCUACAGUGCAAACAUUCCGGUACGUGUGCUAACCGUAAAUAUGAAAAACUAAUGUCACUCCCCUAAAAAUUCGGAAAAUGUGCGACCGCAUCCAGCGGCACAUCCGAUCAGCCUCUUAUAAGGAAGUAACCCAAACCCCCCCUGGGUACUGACUGCGUUAAGCAGCACAUAACUUCAUGGGAAACGCCUGGCGAAGACUCCCAACCUCCUGAGGACGAGGUUGAAAGAUUCCAUGUGAAAAAGGUGGUGAUGCUGGCAGGAAAUAACUGAAAUUAAACCCGAAGAAAGCCAGCCCAGUAGAAUUUAGGACAACCAUGUAACCAGUGUAGCCGUAAAUUAUAUCGCAAUAAAGAGAGUAGCUGUUAUUAAACUAUUUUCUCUCCUCUCUUCUUUUUUGCUUCGACAUCCCGUGAAGUGAUACUUGAGCAGCAAAACAGAAUUUUGGCAGUCCAUUCCCUAUGAGAAGUACCUAAUUCUGGGACUAUGUGACGAGGAAUAUCCGAGCCCUUUCAUUCUGGAGCUAAUCUUUAAGCAACAGUCAUCCGUUUCUCAGUUUGUCGGAAAUGGCGACUGUGAAGUGAAACUGAUGUCCACUGAAGGAUGUGCAUGAAUGAUAUGCUCAUUAUAAACGGGGUUUACUUACAGUAAGCUUCGUUGACGACACUCCGCUCACCACAUACAACAAAAGCUGAUUCCCAGGCCGGCACGUAGGCAAACAUGCAUUACAGAAGCAAUUUGGUGUUCACUACGGGGAUGCAAAAUGUGACAAAUUUUUAGAGGAUAAUUUAUUUUGUAAAUAUUUACAAAAUGCAGCUAGUUUUACAAUAUAUGUUGGUGGGAGUUUUGGAGAAUAAUAAACAUAGGUUUUAAAAUAUUUACACACAAAUUAAGGAGUCUGAGCGAUCCAGCAGAAGGCGAAGACGCAAGUUUGCCUUUAACAGUGUUUAAAUUCGGAAAGCGAUUGUGCUGAUUUGCCUCGUAAGAAAGAUUGUUCCAGCACAUUGCACCACUAUACUUAAAACUACGUUUGAGGAAAUUCGUUUUUGGCCUUGGAAGUGCUAGAUCAGUUUCAAGAUUCCUAAGAUUACGUUUGGUGCUACUAUCAUUGAGUUUUGUAAGGGGCUGUUAGAUGGCCGGACACUAGAUUCACCAUUGCAGAUUUUGUACAUUAGGUAGCCUUGACAAGUGAGCGACUGGUUUCGAGGUUUUUCCAUUUUAAAUUUUCAUUUACAAGCACAUCUACCGAUCUAAUGUCAUAUGAUAUGAUAAACCCGUUAAUCAUAUUAUUAAAGAGGCUUCCUGCGACCCAGACAUUAGAAUUUAGAGGUUUCGAGGGGACUGGUCGCUUACUACUUGUGAGGGCAGCCGGCUAUUUGCGAAAGCUUAAAAAUAUUUUAAACCGACCUCCACAUUUCAUCCUAGCUUUGUAUAAAUGACCCCCAUUGCUGUGGAAACUACGAAAUUCUAGCUACAAAUCUUGUCGAAGUUCAACACAUACAGUCGAACCUCCAUGAGCGACCACCUCUCGUAUUAAGCGACCACCUCUCAUAACGACCGCCAAUCCAAAACACCAAAAUGUAAGCGACCGCGACCACCUUUUGGGCCUGAAAGCUUAAUGAUUUUCUUAACCUCUUUUAAGCGACCACUUGACGCAUUCUCUGGUCUUUUUGCUCGCUGUGUGCACUGUGUUGCUUGGAAUGUACAAAGAAUUUUAGUGACAACAUGGAACUACACAUGGCGCAAUAAAUUAUCUUCCAUAAGGUAGAUAUGCCAGGACCUCUUCUCGGAUGAGGCCCCCUAAGGUUCGAUUCUUGUAAGCGACCAGCUCCCGCAAGUUUCCACUAAGUCUUUGCAUUUUGGGUGGUCGCUUACAGGAGGUUCGACUGUAGUUUAUCUGCAGUAGUGUUUUUAAGAUCGGCGUAUACCAUUCGCGGCUGCUGAAUUUAAUUUCAAUUUUGCUACUGCCUUUGUAUUACUUUCAUGAAAUUUAUUAAAAUGGCCCUCCAGGUAACGCUGCCUUAUCUGAAAAGGACCACCCAAAAUCAAUCAAGAUUUUGAAACUAUUAAUGAUCCCAUGGACAGAAAUCACGGACAUUUGAGCCCGCGCUGUGGCAUGCGGCUUUCUUCUUAACAAUAGAGAAUUUAAUAUGGCGGCCAAAAAGCGUGCUUUCCUCGUAGAUUACGCACAGAUUCAUAAUAUUUCACGUCGAUCCAACAGAAAAUCCAAAAGAAGGAAGAUGUACGAGGCAGAGAGAAUAAUCGAGCGGCGGAAAACCAAACACGUGAGUCGAUUUUUCAUGUCAAUCCUGAAAGUUGAUCCAUUUGUGUAGCUAACGAAGCAAAAUGGCGGGCACCCACUCCCCCUCACAGGUAAAACGGCCAGCCCCAGGGUAGCUUUAUACACCGGAAUUUAGUAUCAGCAUAUAAAACAAGUCCCAUCAUGCUUUAUCAAGUUUGCCGGAUAGUCUCGUCAACAAACUACAUAGUGACUGGUGAAAAAAGGAUUCAGGUUUAUUGAUUUGACUUAAUUAAAAACUUAUUGAAGAAAUAAAUUCAGCUAGAAGACUAAACCACUACAUAUUACCGUAGUUUAUAAUAUAUUUACGUUACAUGAACUCUGUUUUAAUUUCUUGUGUUUAAUGUGCCUAAUCUUAUUCCUUUUCGAGUUAUUUUGAGUUUUCCUUGCAGUCAAUUCUUUCAUCUGGACUUGGGGAUGGCCAUGUAUUUGUGUGACGGCUAUCGGGUGUCCCUGAACACUUGGUUUUACUUGUUAAUAAUAUACAUGAAAACAUUUCUCGAAUGUGAUUGGCUAAGAGAAAUGAAGUUUAGGUAACACGGUGCAGAAUAAAGGUAAUUGAGUGCAGACUCAAAAUGUAAUUUAGUGCAGAAAAGAGUAACAAACGUGACACUGUGAUUGGCUAAUAAACAAAGGAACUCACAGAGUGCCAAUCAAAUGCGCCAUCUAAAUGGUGCAAAAUUUGGAUCCGCUCCGGACUAAUUUCGAGCAAAAACUGCAAUGGUUGGCGUUUGCAGCACAUUUGCUUUUGGGACUGAAACAACUGUAGAGGAGCUGAAAAACUGCUCUAAAAACGAAAGCACUGCGAAAAGCACUGGUUUUUGGCUCUCAGUUUGGAAGAAUUGGUGCGCAGACAAAGAAGUUACUGAUGAAAAAGAAAAUUAUGAGCCUGCUGAGCUUAACACUUCACUCGAGCAUUUCUACGCCGAAGUAAACAAUAAAAAAGGUGAAGAUUAUGAACCAGAAAGCCUUAAAGUAAUGAUGGCAUCGCUUGAUAGACACUUACAGAACAAAGGCUGCCUCCUGUCCAUUGUACGUGACCGAGAAUUUAGUUCGUCCAAAGAGGUGUUGGAGGACAACGCGAAA